AUGAUUGAAUCUCAAUCACAAAAUGUUCGUCCAAUAUUAUCAAUCACACCUCGUAAAAAGUCAGUUCGGUUUAAUGCUACAUCUCCAAGAUUAACUCCUCAUCUAUCGACAAACACACAUGUUCGGCCUCAACAGGUAUCUGCUAAAAAUGAAAAUAAUAAACAGAAACAAGAUAAACAAGACAAAGAUAGAGAUCAUCUAAUAGUUCCGGCAACACACACUUCUUAUUCACUGCCGUUACGUAAUAAUACAACAAAUAUUGAUCAUAUCACAAACGAUAAACAUUUUCAAAAUCUAUUAUCGGAUAAACAACAUGAAUAUGUGCCGACGACACGUGGAUUACAGAUUAAAGGAGAAAAAAAAAUAGUCAUAACUACUGCUACAACAAAUGGAGGUGUUCAAUCGAAAAAAGUUAUUUUAGAAGAUUUUAAUAAAUUUAUGAAAACAAAAGCAGAGGAUUUACGAAGAAAUAUGGUUACAGUCACGGGUACAUUUAACGAAGCUAGUAAACAAUUAAAUUCAAUUAAAGAAGGUAAAGAACGAUGA
Messenger RNA from Didymodactylos carnosus, 546 nucleotides. NCBI's taxonomy places the organism in Eukaryota, Metazoa, Rotifera, Eurotatoria, Philodinida, Philodinidae. The record is from the annotation of a GenBank genome assembly.